GAUCCGCACGCCACUCGCGAGCAUUUACCGAAGUUACGAUCAAAGUUUACCGGUACGGCACAAUCUUGUUACUUUUGAGUUGUAAAUUCGGUACCGGUAGUGACACUCAGUGGAAUUGCAGUGAUGUUCGGAGCGUGUUCAUAAUAUUUUGUUCAUUAAGCUGAGGAUGACACUUUAAUUUACGCGUGACGAAAAGGGAGGCAAUGGCAUAUUACCGUUGCGGGCCGACGACCAUCGGCAGCCGCGCGUCCUGGGGCCCCUCUUCCCCUUCCGUGGACCCGAAGGCGUUUGACCGCCCGCUCAGCGGCACUUUUGACCGCAUCUUCAACGCUUUUGAGCGCUCUAAUGCCUUUGAGUAUGUUAACACUCAGGACGGAAAAGAGACGCGAAGUGUAGAACAUGGAGAGGUGGUGGUGAACAGAAAGAAAAGCAGCAGUUACGAGCGAGCAGACAGUGCUUUAGCAGCACAAACUCCCAGCGCAGAAGAUGAAGACUACUACCGAGAGAAGAUCCUAUACUCGCAGGCGCGUCAGCUGUUCCCGUUGCAAGAAGACUUGGCUGACUGGAUCAACAAGACCAUCGGCAUCACGUACCUGACGGGAGAGAACUUUCUGGACGCCUUAGACAACGGCGCCGAAUUAUGUCAGCUGGCAUCAGUCAUCCAUGAGCGGGCGCGCGAAGCUUUAGACCAGGGACUCUUCGUUGGGCCGGUACCAGCCGUGCGCGGGCGCUGCUGGCAGCGCGCGGCGCGCCGCAGCUUCUUCUCCCGUGAUAACGCCGACAACUUCCUGUCCUUCUGCCGCGACCUCGGCGUCCACGAGAACUUGCUGUUCGAGAGCGAUGACCUAGUACUACACAACCAGCCGCGGCAGGUGGUCCUCUGCCUGUUGGAGGUGGCGCGUCUGGCCACACGCUUCGGCCUCGAGCCUCCGGGCCUGGUGGCAUUUGAGAGAGAGAUAGCGGCUGAAGAGCGGGACUCUGGACUCGAUUCAGCCAUGUCUGGGGCUUGGCAGUUUAGGGAUAAUUCGCCUGGGCCUGAGAAGACUAAGAGUGUACCUCCGCCGUCGUCACCCGAACCACAUGAAAUGUCCACACAGACGGAGGUGUCAGAAGAGCUGGUGCCGGACGGCGUAGACGCAGAAAGCACCCGCUCGGGCGGCUCCCUCGAGAGCGGGGACUCCGAUGUGCCCCUCCGACCCACCAACGAGCUUGACAAGCGGGUGCAGCUGGUGACGCGGCUGCUGGAGCGCGGCUGUCGCUGCGGCGCGGGGCGCUGCUCGCGGCUCCUCAAGGUCAAGAAGGUGGGCGAGGGCCGCUACAACAUCGCCGGGAGGAACGUCUUCAUUCGGCUGCUAAAGGGUCGCCACAUGAUGGUCCGCGUCGGCGGCGGCUGGGACACGCUGGAGCACUUCCUCUCGCGCCACGAACCGUGCCAGGUCCGUCUCGUCACGCAAGGCCGCCGCGACGUCCUCCCCGUACCGCCCGACCCCGACUCCGGCAUCGACGAGGACCGCAAACUCUCCCCUAUUCCUAGGAAAAGCGUCUCUCCGGCCUCCAGCAAAGCUUCGCUUAAAGAAUCUCUAGGAACUGUAUCUCCAGUCAGUAAAGCCUCUAGUGGAGCCUCGCCGGACAGGAGCGGCACUCGCGCCUCCAGCAAAGCUAGCAGCGGAAAGAGUUCGCCGAUUCACGAGCGCACCUCCACCCCCAAACCGACUCGACCUCGACCUAACCUCACCCUUCCUCUGAAAACCGACGCGCGGCGCAAGCAAUCCUUACCUAGCACGCCGAGUAGAUCAGUCAAAACACCGCCCGUAGAGCAUAGAAAGUCGCUUGGUUCUGUUAAUGUACCUAAAAAGUCGCGGAGCAUGAGUCUGGCGUUGGCGCCGGAGAAGCCGUUCUGCGGGACGGAACGGCUUAACGCUCGGAAAGCGUCCAGCGCGGCUACAACGCCUACAGCCGGUCCGAGGCAGACGCGAAGUCAAAGCUUGGCUUCAACGCCCGUACAUGAUCCUAAAAAGACCUUCUGCGGCACGGAGAAAUUAAAUGCCACCAAGAAAACUCGCAGCAUGAGUUUAGCAGCGACUGCGCCUGUAGCCCGACCGCUUCAAAAAGCCCAAUCGGCUGCCCCGGUGGGUGGAUUCACGCAAGCCGCGAUAGAAGAAAGCAUCCGUCUUUCUCUAGCAGCCUCUAUAUCUGACUCGUGCUCGACGAAGAAGCCCUUCCUCCACAUCAAAGCCAAAUACCGGAGUCCCCCGCCCCGGGAGGUGCCCCCGAGAUAAAAUAAGCAUUCCACUAGUUUUAACACUUGACACGAAUAAUCUCAGCCUUCGGGCCAGUCAUUCUACUUGUAACGAUAAUCAUAUAACUUUAUAUUUAUUAAUGUCUAAUUCCUAAUUUGCAAUAAUGAAUCUGUUUAAUUUUAUUUUUUAUUGAUUUUAUGUUUGAUUAUGAUUUUGUAUUUGAAUUAUGUUAAAGAUAUUUAAUUUAAGUUACUAUCAUGUUCAAAUGGAAUACUGAACCGCCAUAAAUAGAUAAUUUCAUUUGAUUUGCUAUGAUUUGAUAAUAAAGAUAAGAGAUAAUACUUUA
This is a messenger RNA of Cydia strobilella, 2586 nucleotides long. RefSeq names its product GAS2-like protein 3 (gene gas2). The transcript has 11 exons. Gene Ontology annotation, cellular component: actin filament. Gene Ontology annotation, biological process: actin crosslink formation. Gene Ontology annotation, molecular function: microtubule binding; actin filament binding; cytoskeletal adaptor activity. The record is from RefSeq and is a predicted model, not a curated record. Lineage: Eukaryota; Metazoa; Arthropoda; Insecta; Lepidoptera; Tortricidae. Bases 204 to 2279 code for a protein of 691 amino acids.